AAGUGUGACAAUGUUGUUUCUGAGCAGGUUAGUUCUUAGUUCUUAGUUCCCUGUUUUUUUAGAGAUGACAACAUAAGUAGCUGUAUAUAAGAGCUGGUGUCUCUUCUAUUCAGUGCUUCCACGCUGAAGUGAAGGCGAGACAAAGGUAAUCAUCAUCUCAUCCAUUCCACCAUGAAGAUUCUGACUGUGUCUGCACUUGUUUGUGCUGUGAUGGCUCUGACUGCUGCUCUUCCAGAGGCAUCACCAGAGAGUGAUCAAACAGCCAAGAGUCACCUGGUCAAGAGGUCAACAUCCUGUACCGGUAGAUGGUCUGAGUUCAACGGUCGCUGUUUCCACUACGUUCCAAGACCCAUGACUUGGGCCAAAGCUGAGAAAAACUGCCUGUCCAUGGGAGGAAACCUUGCAUCCGUUCACACCGAACUGGAGUACCAUGAGAUUCAGCGGCUGAUAAUGAGCGCCAGUUAUGAGUAUAAAAUAACAUGGAUCGGAGGCUCUGACGCACAAGAGGAGAAGCAGUGGUUCUGGAGCGAUGGUACACCCUUCAACUACGUGAACUGGUGUCCUGGAGAGCCUAAUAACCUGGGCGGCAGGCAGAGUUGCUUGCAAAUUAAUCAUGGAGACCAGAAGUGCUGGGAUGACUGUCAGUGCUCCUAUAAAAGACCGUUUGUCUGUGCCAAGAAAAUCUGAGGCUUCCUGUGCUGACACAGAGGCACGAAGGCAUCUGUCUUUGUACCAUCAGUCUCACACCGAGCUGACGUUUCUUUAUCUACUUUCAUAGCUUUAUCGCUGUAAUGCUGUUUAAGGAACGAAACGACAAGCAACAUAAACUGGAGCUGGACUGUCUCUUGUGUCUUUAAUAAGAGCAGAUUGAAUGUGUUAUGAAAAGAAUGCUUUAAGCACAACCUAACCUAUAUUCUGCAGAGUGAGCUGAUAUUUCUGUAUCUUUAACAAUAAAAGGCAUUGGAACAA
This is a messenger RNA of Dicentrarchus labrax (European seabass), 969 nucleotides long. Its product is annotated as ladderlectin-like. The transcript is spliced from 7 exons. Gene Ontology annotation, molecular function: signaling receptor activity. Bases 172 to 687 code for a protein of 171 amino acids. The record is from RefSeq and is a predicted model, not a curated record. Lineage: Eukaryota; Metazoa; Chordata; Actinopteri; Moronidae.